Sparassis crispa is the source of this 1170-nucleotide messenger RNA. RefSeq names its product Galactose-1-phosphate uridylyltransferase. Gene Ontology annotation, cellular component: cytoplasm. The coding region runs from base 1 to 1170 and encodes 389 amino acids. Gene Ontology annotation, molecular function: zinc ion binding; UDP-glucose:hexose-1-phosphate uridylyltransferase activity. The transcript has 5 exons. Gene Ontology annotation, biological process: beta-D-galactose catabolic process via UDP-galactose, Leloir pathway. Lineage: Eukaryota; Fungi; Basidiomycota; Agaricomycetes; Polyporales; Sparassidaceae. The record is from RefSeq and is a predicted model, not a curated record.
AUGGCUGAACUUCAGUUCGACCCAAGCACACAUCCGCACCGCCGAUUAAACCCAUUGACGAACGAACAUGUUCUUGUGUCCCCACAUCGCACGAAGCGUCCUUGGUUAGGCCAGACGGAGCCCCCACAAUCCUCCCGCCUUCCGGAGUUCGAUCCGAAGUGUUAUCUUUGCCCGGGUAACGCUCGCGCUGGAGGGCAGCGGAAUGAGGUCUAUGAGCAUACGAUGGUGUUUGAGAAUGAUUACGCCGCCGUGCUACCGCCGCCUGGACCGGUCGCUCCUCCAGCCCCCCACCCGCUUUUAACCACCGAGCCUGUGCAGGGCGGUUGCGACGUAUUGAUUUUCCAUCCGAGGCAUGAUCUGACACUUGCGAGGCUGCCUCUCAAGGAUAUAGAGCGGAUCAUUGAGGAAUGGUGUGCGAUAUACCAGAAGCGAGGAACGCAGGAUGGAAUCAAAUAUGUGCAGAUCUUCGAGAAUAAAGGUGCUAUGAUGGGCUGUUCCAACCCUCAUCCUCACGGACAAGUGUGGUCUUUAUCGGCAGUGCCGUCGCUGCCAGCGACUGAAUUGGCCAACUUGAAACGCUACUCGCUCUCAGACGUGCAACCAUCGGGUGCUCCGAAAGGCCUGCAGAACCGCCCUUGCUUGCUCUGUGAAUACGCUCAUUUUGAGGUCGGAGCGGAUUACGAAGCGGGGAGAGUAGUCGUGAAGAACGAGCAUUGGGUUGCUCUGGUACCUUGGUGGGCUAUCUGGCCGUUCGAAAUCAUGCUGCUCCCGUAUACGCGCCACAUUACCUCUAUUGCUGAUCUCUCUCGUGCUGAGAGGGUAUCAUUCGCGGACUUAUUGUCCAAGAUCACCAAACGAUACGAUAAUCUAUUUUCCUGCUCAUUCGCAUAUUCCAUGGGCAUUCAUCAGCGUCCAAUUCCCUCCGCCACCGUAAAUGUGGGCGACACUCUUCUGGCAGGGGAUCAAGAUCUUGGAGAUGUCGCGCAUCUCCACCUACACUUCACACCGCCUCUCUUAAGGAGUGCUAGUGUUCGCAAGUUCCUCGUUGGGUUCGAGUUGAUGGCGGAACCACAACGCGAUCUGACUCCUGAGCAAGCAGCUCAGCGGCUCAGAGCGUGCUCUGAGGUGCACUAUCUGGACGCGGCUGAACCCGUCGCAGGUGACACCUGA